AUGGAGAAUCUUUUGGAAUUGCUCCAGCUUCCUGGUUUAGAGGAAGACAAAGUCUUCCAGAAAGAGAUAGGCCUCAAGAUUCUGGUGUUCAAAGCUUACAGGUGUUUUUUCAUUGCUCAGUCCUAUGCGCUGGUGAAGAAGUGGAGCGAAGCACUUGUCCUGCAUGAUAGCAUCCUGAAAUAUGCAGAUGAAGUAAAUUCUGAUGCUGGCACCUUCAAGAACAGCCUAAAGGGCCUGCCUGACAUGCAAGAGCUCAUCACUCAAGUGUGGUCAGAGAAGUGCUCCCUGCAGGCCGCAGCCAUCCUUGGCCGACGGCGUUGGAUGUGGGAUUGAUCUGUUUAUCUCCACCACUUCUCAGCACGAGACAGGACUGGCUUCCCCACGUGCUGGCUCUUUUGCUUUUGGGAUGUAGGGGCCACCUGUGUGAUAGGUCUCAUUUGUGACUAGUGUGCUAUUAUAAGUCCUUGUUCUUACAAACUUUCAGAUGCAAAUGACACUCAUCAAACAGAGACCUCCUCCUCCCAAGUCAAGGACAAUAAGGGAAGUCUGGGCCAUGGUUUUUGAGGAAUACAAAGCAGGAUUAGUCAC
This is a messenger RNA of Pongo pygmaeus (Bornean orangutan), 588 nucleotides long. Its product is annotated as signal recognition particle subunit SRP68-like. Lineage: Eukaryota; Metazoa; Chordata; Mammalia; Primates; Hominidae. The coding region runs from base 1 to 333 and encodes 110 amino acids. Gene Ontology annotation, biological process: SRP-dependent cotranslational protein targeting to membrane. Gene Ontology annotation, molecular function: signal recognition particle binding; 7S RNA binding; endoplasmic reticulum signal sequence receptor activity. The transcript has 5 exons. Gene Ontology annotation, cellular component: signal recognition particle, endoplasmic reticulum targeting. The record is from RefSeq and is a predicted model, not a curated record.